AUGGCGCACCAGACGGACGCCCAGUCCCCAGCGUCGAAAAAGCUCGGAUCGAAGCUCAAGAAGUCGAAGGAUUCUACGAAAGAUGAGGGAAGUGCAGACGCACAGGAGUCCACUCCUAGCAAAAAAGACGCCAAGUCCGACAAGAAGGACAAGAAGAAGCGCAAGUCCACUUCCGAGGAUGCGGCACCCGAGACAGACGGCGAAAUGAAGAAAAAGAAGAAGCGCCGCCAUACCGAAGAUGACAACGACCAGAAAGACAAGGAUGACGAAUCGCACAAGAAGAAGAAGAAGAAGCGUGUCUCGUUUGGACCCGGAACCAAGGAAUUCGACGGCGACUCUGAAAGUGAGUCGGACAACGCCGACAGCAAUGACGCUACCGCAACCGACGGAGCCGAAGCAGACACCGAAGAUGUCGGAGACAAGACUGCCGAGGAGAUGAAGAAGCGCAAGCGCGAGAAGAAGAAGCAAAGAAAAGAAGGCACCGCCUCGACUGAGGUCGCAAUUCACGAGACGCCUAUUCUCUCGUACCUGAGCCACUACCACCGAGCACGCGCGACAUGGAAGUUCCAAAAGAACCGGGAAACCAACUUGUUCAAGCACCUGUAUUCGCUUGAGCACGUCCCCUCUAGGUACAACACAUCGCUGCUGGCGUACAUGCAGGGCCUGAAGGGCGAUGCCGCCAAGGUGCGAAUGAGCAAUGCUGCGAGGGAUGUGAUCAAGGCCGAUAUGGAUCUCGACAGGCCGAAGGACGACGAAGAAUCUGAGAACCAGGAGCCUUCAACAAGCCCCGAGUACCUGGAAGCUAUUAAUGCGUUCCGCGAGUGCUUGCCAAAGGGAGAUGAGGAUCUGGACAAUGUCAACUUCGGAGAAAAGUUGGAGGGAGACGUCCAAAAGCGUUUGCCGAAGAGGCAGCGAGCAGAGCUGGUCUUUUUCGCUGUUGCCGGCAAGCUUUUCGGCGCCGAGGAUUUGAAGAAGCCGAAAUCGAAACCCAAGGCUCCCGAGCCCCCGGUGAACAAGAAGCGGAAGAACAGAACUAUGGUUGUUGAUAUCAGCAGCAGCAGCGAAGAUAGCGAUGAUGAUGCCCCGGCUCCUAAGAAGGCUGUCAGCAAGCCCGCACCGGAUAGCGAUGACGAGACCUCGUCGAGCGGCAGCAGCAGCGACAGUGACAGUGAUGCCAAGUCGUCUGCUGCCCCGGCCCCAGCCAAACAACGUGCCGCAAGCACUCCUUCAUCGUCCGCCCCCAGUGGUGUUGCAGUUCCGAAGGAGACCAAAGCUGCCAAGAAGAAGAAGGAGAAGUUCGUACCAGUUCGCGCAGAAAAGCUUAAGCCCGCUGUGCCGAAGAAGACGCAGAAGCGAAAGCUCAGAACUGCUCAGAUCGAAAUCUCGAGCAGCGAAAGCGACAGCGAAUAG
Penicillium expansum is the source of this 1410-nucleotide messenger RNA. RefSeq names its product WKF domain-containing protein. The coding region runs from base 1 to 1410 and encodes 469 amino acids. The transcript has a single exon. Lineage: Eukaryota; Fungi; Ascomycota; Eurotiomycetes; Eurotiales; Aspergillaceae. The record is from RefSeq and is a predicted model, not a curated record.